CCCCGCUUCUCCGUGCUCCACUCCCUCCUCCCCCGCGCCGGCUGCGCCUUCUCCGGCGCGCGGGGCCCUAGUCCGGAGCUAAACAAAAGCCGGAGGCGGCCGGAGUUGGGGGCGCGGCGCGCGGCCUCCCUCCCCGCCGCAGCCCUGCCCGCGGGGGCGGGGGCAAAGUUUGCCCCGCCGCACCCCAGCCCUGCGCCCCGCGCGUCCGCGCGCCGGAGCCGGGACCCGGGAGCUCUCGGGGCGGGGGGGGGGAAGGAGAGAGAAUCCUUAAAAAAAAAAAAAAAGGAAAAAAAAAUCCAGCAAGCCAGACCGGCGCCCCGCACCCCUCCCCGCGCGGCGAGCCGCAGAAGAAGCUGGUUUUAUUUUUCUGGCUUUUCUUCUUCUUCUUCUUCUUCUUCUUCUUCUUCUUCUUCUUCUUCUUCUUCUUAUUCUUAUUCUUCUUCUUCUUCUUCUUCUUCUCUUUUUUUGCCAAGAAGGGGGGAAUCCACAGCCGGCCCCGCCGCCCCUGCGCCCCCUCCCCGCCCCCUCCCCGACCUCCCCCCGCCUCCAAAGAGGCCACGGGAUUUUUUUUUUCACCUCUUUUGGUCUUUUUUUUUUUUCUCCCCUUCUCGCCCUCUCCCCCCCCCUCGGCCUGUUUAUCCUGCGAGGGUCGGAGGCAGCCGGGAAGGCGCCGCCGGCGGGUCUGCAGCCCCGCGUCCAGCCCCUGCGCCGCCAGCAGCCCCGGGGCCCGCCGGGCGUUCCUGGAGAUGGACGAGCAGCCCAGGCUGAUGCAUGCCCACGCCGGGGUGGGCAUGGCCGGACACCCGGGCCUGAGCCAGCACUUGCCGGACGGGGCCGGGGGCGCGGAGGGGGAGGGCGGGAGGAAGCAGGACAUCGGGGACAUCCUCCAGCAGAUCAUGACCAUCACGGACCAGAGUUUGGACGAGGCGCAGGCCAGAAAACACGCUUUGAACUGCCACCGAAUGAAACCCGCCUUAUUCAACGUGCUGUGUGAAAUCAAAGAGAAAACAGUGCUGAGCAUCCGGGGUGCCCAGGAAGAGGAGCCCACAGACCCGCAGCUCAUGCGCCUCGACAACAUGCUGCUGGCCGAGGGGGUGGCAGGCCCCGAGAAGGGCGGGGGCUCGGCAGCGGCGGCCGCGGCAGCAGCAGCGUCCGGCGGAGCCGGCUCGGACAACUCGGUGGAGCACUCGGAUUACCGAGCCAAGCUGUCGCAGAUCCGGCAGAUCUACCACACGGAGCUGGAGAAGUAUGAGCAGGCCUGCAACGAGUUCACCACCCACGUGAUGAACCUGCUCCGCGAGCAGAGCCGGACCCGGCCCAUCUCCCCGAAGGAGAUCGAGCGGAUGGUGAGCAUCAUCCACCGCAAGUUCAGCUCCAUCCAGAUGCAGCUCAAGCAGAGCACGUGCGAGGCCGUCAUGAUCCUGCGCUCCCGGUUCCUGGACGCGCGGCGGAAGAGGCGGAACUUCAACAAGCAGGCGACCGAGAUCCUGAACGAGUAUUUCUACUCUCACCUCAGCAACCCCUACCCCAGUGAGGAGGCCAAAGAGGAGCUAGCCAAGAAGUGCGGCAUCACCGUGUCCCAGGUAUCAAACUGGUUCGGGAAUAAGCGAAUCCGGUACAAAAAGAACAUCGGCAAGUUCCAGGAGGAGGCGAACAUCUACGCCGCCAAGACGGCCGUCACGGCCACCAACGUGUCCGCGCACGGCAGCCAGGCCAACUCGCCCUCCACGCCCAACUCGGCCGGUUCUUCCAGCUCUUUUAACAUGUCCAACUCUGGAGACUUGUUCAUGAGCGUGCAGUCCCUCAAUGGGGACUCGUACCAGGGUGCCCAGGUUGGAACCAACGUACAAUCGCAGGUGGAUACUCUUCGCCAUGUUAUCAGCCAGACAGGAGGCUACAGUGACGGACUCGCCGCCAGCCAGAUGUACAGCCCACAGGGCCUCAGUGCUAACGGAGGCUGGCAGGAUGCCACCACCCCUUCAUCCGUCACUUCCCCCACAGAAGGCCCUGGCAGUGUCCACUCCGAUACCUCUAACUGAUCCGCCAGCACCACCUUCCCGGCUGACCGAGUGUGCCCCCCCGCGGGAUCGGGCCGGGCCGGGGGUGGCAGCCGUCAGCAGACACGCUCAGAGCCUUUCUCUCCCUGGGGGUGCUCUCUCAGCCAAUCUGGACACUUCUUUAUACUCUCCCCCCACCCCACUCUUUUUUUUCUGGGUAGAAGCCGCCCUUCCCCGCCUCCCCGUCAGCCCUGGCGUCCGGCGUGGGCCCUCCCCCCCUUCCCCCUACACACACAUAACCCCCCCUUUGCCCCUGCCCUAGGCUCCUUGGCUCCCCCCACCCCACCCCUACGAUAGCCCCAGAGGUUUUCAACAAUUAGAGGAAUUUAAAGAGGAAAAGAAAAGGAAAAACACUGCGAAGAAAAUAAUAAAGGUGUUUGUACAUUUCCAUGCUGGUGGUCUGGGGAACCGAGUGGCCCCCUCUGAGCCGACCCCUCCCCCCACAGGCACCCUCCCCUCCCCCAUUUCUCUUUGACUCUCACUACCUCUGAGCAUAUAUAUGCCACACCCCUCCCUCACCCCCCUCCCACCUGCUCACCCCCAUGGGCCUCUGGUUCCCCCUCUCUCCCCCCCACCACCCAGCACCCAGGUUUUGCUCCUUGGGGCCAAGUGAAGUCCCAGGAAGGAAGGAAGUUAGAAGGAGGGAGAGGGACGGGUCUUCCUCCUCCAGGGAGCCCCCCACUUCCCUCUCAGCUGACCUUGUUCAGAACCUGCAGAGCGGAAGGAAGCUCGUGGGGCCGGGGAGGAGGCCCUGUGUCCCCUGGACACACCGGACUGCUUGCACACACGGCCUCACGUGCUCAUCCCCAGGGUCCCUCCCGCCACCGCCGUGGGGCCAGCCCUGGUCACUUUAUGCCACGUGAGUGGAGAGAGGGAACAGGCAGCCGUGACACGUGUGUGGGACAUGUCGCGGCGGGGGGUUCCUGGCGGGCGUGUGGGGGGCACAGCCCAGAGGGCAGAGCUGGGUGGGCCGCGGGCUCAGGCUUUUCCGUUCCCUGGGAAGAGCCGGAGAGACGCGAGGGCUGCACUGCCUCUUGCCUGAAUGGGGGGUCCGAGCUGGAGAGGGGGGUUGCCACCUGGCUCCCCAGGCCCAGGGUCGCGCUACAUGGGGCUGGGGGCCUCCGAGGGGAGCCGGGACAGGAAGGCCUUGGUGAUGCCGAUCGCGCCUUGCUGGGCCGGUUCUGCCUUCAGCUUGGGUCCCAAAGCAGGUCCCGGUUCUCCUGCACCCCGUGGGCGUCCUCGGUCCCCCCCACCCCCACCCCUGCCGUGGACCCGACCAGGGAAGGAUUCUCUCUGCAAGGGGCGUGCGCAGUGCUCCGGGACUCAGCCUGGCGUGUGCAGCAGGGCGGGCGGGUGCCGCAGAGAAGACAGCAGGGACGCUUAGAAGGACGAAGCCCACCCAGCGUUGCAGGGGUCAGAAGCAGGGGGCCCGGGGCUGGAUCCGCCGGGCAGGGCGGGGCUAGAUGGUGAACGACGGGGUGGCAGCAGGCAGACCCGGCCCCCCGUCCCGUCGGGGCGCAGAGCCAGCGCCACGCCACGAGGGACAGGCUGCCCCCCUCUCGGGCGGGGGCUGGCAUCAGGCUCUCCCCGUCUCCCGCGCUCACCACUGUGCUUCCCUCCAUGCCCCCAGCCCCGCUGCACCGCCCCCGCCCCCGCCCCCAGCCAGGCACGCACAAACCGGGAGAAGGCGGCCACAGAAAGGGGGUCGGGAAGAACAAGCCCAGCAAGACCCCCGGGUCAUUCCUGUCACCGUCUGGGGUGGUCCGUCCUCCAGAGACCAAAGGGGGGUCUUCCCCUGAGCCAGCAGGACGCGGGGGUGGGUUUGCCCACCUUGAACCUCUCCACCACCUCCCGCCGCUCCCCCCCACCCUCGGACCCACCCUGCAGACCCCACUCCGGUGCAGACCCCGCUGCACGCUCCUUGAUUUUUCCCUUCACUGGUCGCUGGGGUUGUAUUUGCUGGUCGUCUUUUUCUCACGCGUUUCCCCCCCCCCCGCUCCACAAACCCCCCCCUUCUAAGUUGUAUUUUUCUGCCCAGAAAAAAAACCUGACUUCGAUACCAAAAAGAGAUGAAACUACAGAAACUCAAAUUUAAAAAAAAAAUACAAAAAAAAACUUAAAAAAAAAGAAACGAACAAACAAACAAAAAGACUCAAGAUCCUUCCAGCUUUAUUAACAUUCUCCAUUGUUUCUUGCGACUUGUGUCUCGUCCUUUGUAGCAUUGAUGACGAACAUUUGAUAAUGAAUGUUCUUGUAUAUUCAGAUAAAGGGAAAACCAAAAAGGCGGUCUGGAUUUAACAGUGUUUAUAAUAAAAAAAAAAAAUUAAAAACGACCCUCAGAGCACGGAAAACAGGAUGGGGGUGCAUCUGCGACAGUGUGCAUUUUCCUGUGUUCGUUUAUUAUUUUUUUUAUUUCAAACACCAAACUACCUACAUUCAUCAUUCCCCGCCCCGCCCCCCGUUUUUUCUUUGAUUUUCUUGCAUUUGUGAAUUAGUUCAAGAAUGCUAGAAAAAGUGUCGAAUCGUGCACUCCCAUUUCCUGUUCCACGACGUUUAAAAGUGACAGUAAUUCGUUUUGUAAACUAAAAAAAGAAAAAGAAAGGUUGGAGUAGCAAAAGCGUAACAGACUCAUCACCCAUGAUUAUGUUGGACUCAGAGACCCAGAAAUAAGUUCUUUUUCUUUCUCCCUGCUCUUUCAAAUAUGAAAAAAAGAAAAAAGAAA
Molecule: messenger RNA, 4779 nt
Organism: Sorex araneus (European shrew)
Lineage: Eukaryota; Metazoa; Chordata; Mammalia; Eulipotyphla; Soricidae
Gene: PBX1
Product: PBX homeobox 1
Exons: 9
Coding region: 747-2039 (430 amino acids)
Biological process (GO): regulation of transcription by RNA polymerase II; neuron development; embryonic organ development
Cellular component (GO): nucleus
Molecular function (GO): RNA polymerase II cis-regulatory region sequence-specific DNA binding; DNA-binding transcription factor activity, RNA polymerase II-specific
Source: RefSeq, a predicted model, not a curated record